Molecule: messenger RNA, 5453 nt
Organism: Plodia interpunctella (Indianmeal moth)
Lineage: Eukaryota; Metazoa; Arthropoda; Insecta; Lepidoptera; Pyralidae
Gene: slpr
Product: slipper
Exons: 13
Coding region: 363-3371 (1002 amino acids)
Biological process (GO): protein phosphorylation; signal transduction
Cellular component (GO): cytoplasm
Molecular function (GO): protein kinase activity; protein binding; ATP binding
Source: RefSeq, a predicted model, not a curated record
UUGCAACACCUUAUGACAGUUUGUCACUGACUUCGCUGUGGUAUGGUUGUCAUUUCGUCGCUCUAUCGGGAAACGUGAUAGAUGAAUGGAAAAUAAUUAACACUAUCACAGCGAAAGGCUAUUUAAAAAAAAGCAAAGGUUGUCGUGGUGCAUGUGAUAACGUAUAAGUGAAAACCCGUCUGUGUACUCUUCUAUACAACACCGCCAUGAUCGAUGUUGGAAACAAAGAUGGCGGAAUAAUACGGUGAUCCCUAAUCAAACGCGUUGUUGUGUAGCGUUAUGUGCUGUGGUGGGUAGCGGCUACAGCAGUGUCAAGGCCCUUGAGCGAGGAGGAGAGGCGCGAUGGGGGCGCGGCCGGGGUAAUGCCGCCGCGGCCUGCGGCCGGCCGCGCGGCCAUGGCGGCAGAGGAUGAACGACCACCGUUCCCUCUGUUUACCGCCGUCUACGACUAUGUGGCGCAAGGUGAAGAUGAACUCUCACUGCGUCGGGGCGAGAUUGUUGAGGUCUUGUCCAAGGACUGCAACAUAUCUGGCGACGAAGGCUGGUGGACAGGGAAAAUCGGUGACAGAGUUGGCAUAUUCCCUGCGGUUUACGUGACAGAAGAAGACCCGUUGUCAGUGGAGCCUCCACGCGUUACUUUCAGUGAGUUAAAGCUAGAGGAAGUGAUCGGUGUUGGUGGAUUCGGUAAAGUGUACCGCGGUUAUUGGAAUGAUGAAGUGGUGGCCGUCAAGGCGGCGCGCCAGGACGCGAAUGAAGACAUUGAAGUUAUUAAAGAAAGUGUUUUACAAGAAGCAAGACUGUUCUGGGUGUUGCAACAUGAGAAUAUAGUGUCUUUGAAAGGUGUGUGUUUAGAAGCGCCUAAUUUGUGUUUGGUUAUGGAAUAUGCACAAGGUGGACCAUUGAAUAGAGUGUUGUCAGGCAGGAAGAUUCGGCCAGGCAUCUUGGUGGACUGGGCGAUACAGGUUGCCCAGGGUAUGGCCUACUUACACUGUGGUGCACCUAUGGCUCUCAUACACCGGGAUUUAAAAAGUUCAAAUGUACUUCUCAGCGAGGCCAUCCUGCCUGAUGACAAUUUGGAAGACAAGACGCUGAAGAUCACAGACUUUGGGUUAGCGCGGGAGGUGUACAAGACCACGCGGAUGUCGGCCGCUGGAACAUAUGCCUGGAUGCCACCAGAGGUGAUAAAAAAUUCGACGUUUUCCCGGGCGUCAGACGUGUGGUCGUAUGGGGUGCUCCUGUGGGAACUGCUGACGGGGGAAACACCCUAUAAGGGCAUCGAUGCGCUGGCUGUGGCCUACGGUGUUGCCAUCAACAAACUCACAUUGCCAAUACCCAGCACGUGUCCCGAGCCUUGGAAACUGCUCAUGCAAGACUGCUGGCGCUCGACGCCCCGCGAGCGGCCGUCGUUCCCGGACAUCCUGGAGCGGCUGGAGGAGAUCAGACAGUCGGAGUUCACGCGCGCGCCGCACGAGUCCUUCCACACCAUGCAGGACGGCUGGAGGGUCGAGAUUGAGGAAGUGCUCGGUGACCUCCGCAGGAAAGAGAAGGAAUGCAAAAGUAUAGAGGAGGAGCUCCGAUGGCGCGAGGAGGAGCUGACGAAAGCGCAGCUGCAGCAGCGGCUGAUGCAGCAGAACCUGGCGCAGAAAGAGAGAGAGCUGCAGAUGCGGGAGUUUGACCUAGUGGCCCGCGAGCUGCACAUCAUGAUCUUCGCCAGCCACAUGUCGCACCAGCCGCCGCCGCCCAACAAACGCAAGGGCAAAUUCAGCAAGCCGAAGCUGGUGAAGAAAGAGAUCUCAUCUCCGCUGGACUUCCGACACACGCUGACGGUGCGGCCGUCGGACGACGAGUCCAGCGUGAAGCAGCUGGUGGCUGUGGCCAAGGACACCCCGCCCGGUUCCCCGCACAUCAUGCGAGCUAUUGCUCUGCCAGCGGACGGCGUGAAGGGCAAGACGUGGGGCCCGUCGUCGGCGCACGCGCGCUCGCGCACGCAGCUGGCGCUGCCGGCGCUGCGGCCGCGAGCUGCGCCGCGCUCCAGCAGCUCCGCGCCCGCGCUGCCGCCCGCGCCGCGCGCCUCAGGAAUGUCUCAAGACAGUCUUCUGUAUCCUUGUUGUUUUCUUCCUUACACAGACUUCAGCCCAGAUGAAUGGGGACCAGAAUAUCCACUAAGCACCUCGUCAAGAUAUUCCAUACCCAUGCCGACUUUAUAUAGUACAGAAGGUUAUAAAUACAAAAAGCCUAGUAUAAUAGAGCUGGUGUUAUACAAUAUGGCGGCGCUGCUGGGCGGCGUGGCGGCGGGGUAUGACGUCAGAGUAUCCAAUAUCAGCCCGCUGCAUCCUACACUACAGCCUCAUAGAGCCGAAAUAGAAACUGAACCACUGAGCUCAUCUAUAUACGAAGGCUACGGCUUCGCUCACAACACCUACCACGGACCCACGCGCCAUCUUCGAGCACCGCUCAAUGCUAUCACCGGAUCACCGAUAUCGAGUCUGCAAACAGAAGAGCAGAAACCGAUCCGCUUUACGGACUCUCCGACGCACUACGCUCACCCCUCGUCCUCAUCAGGCUACGGGCACUCUGCGCAGCCGCUCUCGGGAACCUCAGGCCUCGGCACCAACUACACCUCCACACAACCCCCCACCCCUUCCCCAAGAAGAACCUCAUCUUCCACCUCAGACCAUCUUGCGGAUUUAUACCACAACUACAGAGAAAACUUCCAGCCUUCACCCUCUCAAGACCGAGAUUUUUACUACAGAGCCGAGCCCUACACGUACGACAGAACAGCAGACUAUGUUGUCAAACAUCCUUACUACGGAAGGGAUCCGUACGAAGAGUGUUCCUCCUUCGAAUACAGAGAACCUACCCCGGAUUACCGCCCCUCAACCCAAUAUCUCACCCACAGACGCACGCCGUCUAACUCCUCAGCCUCUAAUUCUCACCCAGAAGAAGCGCCCUUCUCACCAUCACGACAGUACAGAACGGAAAAGUACGCCACGAAAGACAGAAGAGACGAAUACCGUACACCCAAAUCUGAAUACCCUAGGAAAACCAGUGAUUAUUCUUUACCUCGAGAUUUCUUCAGACAAGACUCUGAAAGGUCGGAAGUGGAGAGACCGGCGAAUCUCGGGUUGGAUUUGGCGCCUACAAAGCUGAGGUCGAGUUUGAAAAAGUACAAUAAGAAAUCGAGUGCCUCAGGCGGCAGUUCAGGCGGGGGCACGCCCACCAACCCCACGCCCCCCGACAGCCUCACGAGCGAGACGGAUAGCUCGUACGUGUCCGCCCGCGACGGCUCCAGCGGGUCGCAGUCGCGCGUGCGCUUCAGCCCCGAGGCCUUGCACGGCGGCCCGGAGCGCCGGCCCUCGCGGCACUCGUAGCGAAGGCUGAAGAAGUUCGACGACUACCUCGUUUGAUAUCGACGCCGGACUGUAUAUAUCGCUUGCGGGUAGUGCGUGGAACGCUUACGCUUUUCAGCUAUUUGUUUUUUAGUGUUGUCUAUGGACUGAGGGGAUGUGAGAAAACACGACACGGACUUCAUUUAGUGUAUUUAGGUCGGUUUUCAUAGGCGGAGUUGAGUUUUAUGACGACGCCGAUGAAAAGUUUUUUUUGCUGUUAAAUGUGUACCAUUAUUUGUGUAUUCGUAAUGGCCAUACCGAGUCUGAUGAGUAAGAACUGCAAUAAGCUAUGUAUAACUGCGAUUGUGUUCAUUAUUUAACGUAAAUACUUAGAAUCACUGUAUAAUAUGUAUAAUAUCGUGUCAAAUAUGUAAUCGUCGAUAUAGAAAUGAAAAAAUACGUUCAUAGACAAUACAGUGCCUAUAGUUGGUAAUAUUAAAUGGUCACAAUCACUAGAUGGCUAUUAUAAAUUUCACGCCAGUUACUGAAGAUUAAAAAAUUAGAAGAACAAACACAUAGGAUAUAGACACCAAAACGACGUAGGCACAAUGAUUUAUGCGAUGUACAAAAUGUAAAUAAUGCAGACAUUUUAAAUACUUAUUUUUAUAUUAUACAAUUACUGGCAUUUAUUUUUUGUUACUCAGUAAAAUCAUUUUGUUUUUAUUUUAUUAUUUUGUUAAAUUAUAAAUAGUACAAAUGUAUUUUAAGAUGUUUUAUGAACAAUAAAAUGUAUUGUUCGCUGAAUUAAAAAAUAUUUUCAAUCUUGACAUAAAUGAAUCAUGUAUAUUAAACUAACAAUUAAUAUAUUAUGUAUAUCGAGUAAAUGCAUUUUGUACAGAAGAGAUCAAAUAUUAGAUAUUUUUUACUUAUAUCUAAAUAAUAAUUAGGAGUAAGAGCAGCUUUUGUACCCCACAGUGAAUUUAUAAUUAGGUGAAAGUAAAACUAGUCGGAAACAUACAAAAAAUACUAUAGCAUAUCCAGCUAACAAAAUUGAUAUUGUAUUCGAUAUUAUGCUUCCUUAACCGAAUCACUGGAUUAUUUUGAUAUUAAUGGGCAAGUAUACUUAUUAAAAGGUAGUUUUGAGUUAACGUGAAGGCCUAUAAUGUAACAUUGGAAAAUAUCUCACAUUUAGCAUUAAAAUUAUUAAAGAUAAGGUGUAUAUCGGAAAUUUUAUUAAUAAUCUUCUUAGCUUUGAUAUUAUUAGCUGAAACCAGUGCCUAAUAUUUGCUGGAAAGGUUUUUGAGAUUACGUAUUGGAUAGCGAAGUGAAAAGAUUGUAUUCCAUGUGGUUAAGGCCAGUAACGCAUUAACGCGGUGACGCGUAAUAUUCUUCACUAAGUACAUUAUUUUAUUUAUUCCUAGUGCAAUAUGGGAAAUUAUUUUGCGUCCAUUUUUUAUUUUUUAUGUUAUGUAUAUAUUGUUUAAUGAUUGCGAUUUAUCAGUAUUUUAUACAGUAUUUGAAAUUCAUUAUAUACUGACCGAAAAUGGAAAAUAUUCUGUAUAUUGUAUGUUGUAUGGUGUGAUUUAUUUAUUAAGUUAUUUAUGGUUUAUCAGUGCCAAUGACCAGUGUUUGUUAUUUACUUCACAAGGUUGUCUACCUUCUUUUGUUUCAAUGUCUUGAGUACAAACCAAAUCCUAACCAAAUUAUUGUAAGAAUCUCAUACCUAAGUAUCAGAACCCGAGUCACAAAUUUUGAGUCAAUAAUGAGUACACCUUUGUAAAUAUCGACAUUCACGGCGCGUAUAUUUACAUAACUCUAGUCUUGGAUUUUUUUAUUUAAUUUUAAUAUCGGGCUAGUAUUCGAAUUGUCAACGAACGACUGGCGAGCGUAUUACGAAUGAAUAUUAUUGAAUUUUUGUAAAAAAUGUAAUACACCUUUUGGGCAUUCCAUUAUUUUUAUGUAAACAAAACAUUCCAGUGUAACCCGAAGUGAUAUUAUGCUCACUCAAAUUUCUUUUAGUCGAAAGUAAAUGGUGGUUUUGUGUGCCAAUAACUCGAGGUGGGAGGAUGCCUUACAUCUGUACGUUAAAUCGACAAAUAAAUAAUAGAUUAAGCUUUUUACAAA